GAGAGACGGAUUCGUCACUUCCGAAAUAAUGGCUGCCGUAGCUGGAUUACUGUUGAAUCGAGGCGCCGGAUUGUAUCGUAGGAAGAGUCUCCUUCUUCUUCUCGCGGGGCCUGUCGGCUCUCUGUCGCGGCAGGGUUCAGUGAGAAGCAACGGCUCCAACGCUGUAUACGAUGUGGUGGUGUCGGGCGGUGGCAUGGUGGGAGCCGCCAUGGCUGCUGCUCUGGGGCAUGAUGUUCAUCUCUCUGAUAAGAAAAUUCUACUACUAGAAGCUCGUCCCCAGAAAAAAAUUAAGCAUUUAUCAACAGAUUACAGUAAUAGAGUCAGUGCUAUCACACCUGGAUCUGCCACAUUUCUAAGUAGCUUUGGUGCAUGGGAACAUAUCUGCAAUAUGAGAAUCAAACCUUUUAGGAGGAUGCAGGUGUGGGAUGCUUGCUCUGAGGCCCUGAUCAUGUUUGAGAAUGAUAACCUGGAAGACAUGGGUUAUAUAGUAGAGAAUGAUGUUAUCAUGUCAGCUCUAUACAAACAGUUGGAAACAGUUUCAGACCGAGUGGAAGUUCUCUACAGGAGCAGAGCAGUUGGAUAUACCUGGCCCCUUCAUCAUCAAUCUUCUGACUCAAGUCCUUGGGUCCAAAUUGAUUUAGCAGAUGGACGCAGAUUUCAAACCAAAUUGCUGAUUGGGGCAGAUGGCCAAAACUCUUUGAUCCGGAAAGCAGUUGGUAUUCAGAAUAUUCAUUAUCAGUAUGAUCAAUCAGCAGUAGUUGCUACUCUUCACUUGUCUGAGGCAACCGAUAACAAUGUGGCAUGGCAGAGAUUUCUUCCAUCAGGACCAAUUGCUCUCCUGCCGCUCUCUGAUACAGCCAGCUCUUUGGUUUGGUCCACAUCACAUGAACAUGCACUUCAACUUCAGAGUAUGGAUGAAGAAAAUUUUGUGGACUCAGUCAACUCUGCUUUUUGGAGCAACGCAAAUCACUCGGACUUCAUUGAUACUGCUGCAUCCAUGUUUCGAUCUGCUGUUUCUCUCUUGAUGCCGUCGGGGACUGCAGCCCGACAGCUGCCCCCAAGUGUUGCAAAAGUCGAUCCUAAGAGCCGAGCUGUAUUCCCUCUUGGAUUGGGACACGCAACAGAAUAUGUCCAAGAUCGUGUAGCCCUUAUUGGUGAUGCAGCUCACAGGGUACAUCCUUUAGCUGGCCAAGGUGUAAAUAUGGGUUUUGGUGAUAUUUCAUGCUUGACAAAUUAUCUAAGUGCUGCAGCAUUCAAAGGAAAAGAUCUAGGUUCUUUAAGUCAUCUACUACAAUAUGAAGCAGAACGACAGAGGCACAAUCUUUCUCUUGUGGCAGCAACUGAUUUGUUAAGCAGGCUUUACUCUACAAAUAUGGCGCCUUUCGUGCUGCUGAGGACGUGGGGAUUGCAAAUAACCAAUGCUGUACCUCCGGUUAAAGAGCAGAUCAUGGCGUUUGCCAGUAAGUGACAACCUUGUGAAUCCAGAGGUACAUGCUCACUCAUGAUAGCUGGAUAUCUAUUUAUAUACUAUAGAGAAUUAAGGAGAUGUAUAAGAUUGUUAGAUUAACUUAUUCACCCUGAAGUUGCUGUUUCUUCCAGUGAAUAAAUUAUUUGGCUUUCUCUUAGAAUUCCAAAAACUAUCCAAUAGCACUCAAUUUUUUAAACUAUAAAACUGGCAUAGCAAUGGACUACUGCUGGAAAAAGUUUAUGAUCAUAGUAAAGAACAAGUAAAGGUUCACGUAUUGAACAAAGUACAACCUGCUUCUCAGCUCAUCAGCUUGUCCUCUUAUUGUCUUGGAGGGAACAACAUAGAUGAGGUAGUUGUUGCUUGCUGAUUAGAACCUUAAGAAGUAGAAUAGCUGAGUGAAUAUCAGUUACAGACUGCCAAAGAACAUUGUUGAAAUAGUUUUAUUAUUAAAACAAACAUUCAAAUGUGUCCUAGCAUUUUGUGUAACAAAGUUAAGUUUGAGAAUAUCCAUGUGUUACAGCACCAAUAAAAAGAAUAUGACUAAA
This is a messenger RNA of Pantherophis guttatus, 2013 nucleotides long. It is a transcript of the gene COQ6, whose product is annotated as coenzyme Q6, monooxygenase. Gene Ontology annotation, cellular component: mitochondrion. Gene Ontology annotation, biological process: ubiquinone biosynthetic process. Lineage: Eukaryota; Metazoa; Chordata; Lepidosauria; Squamata; Colubridae. Gene Ontology annotation, molecular function: FAD binding; 4-hydroxy-3-all-trans-polyprenylbenzoate oxygenase activity. The record is from RefSeq and is a predicted model, not a curated record.